Molecule: messenger RNA, 606 nt
Organism: Protopolystoma xenopodis
Lineage: Eukaryota; Metazoa; Platyhelminthes; Monogenea; Polystomatidea; Polystomatidae
Source: the annotation of a GenBank genome assembly
AUGUCAGCCGCAAUGGCCACCAGUGGUAUGAAUGGCCUUGGUACCUUAGGCCGCCAACAUUAUGGUCUGCCUGAUGAUUUACCUGACGUGGUGAUCCCGGGUGGCCGGGUCGUCAACUAUCCUGCAAACAACUUUACGACUCUGCAGACGACCUCGACUUCCGUCUCUAAUACCAGUGCAACAGGAAUAGUGACUAUGGCUGGUGGCGGUGGUAACAACGGCUUGAUGAUGACUUUACCUGCGGGUGGCAUAGCAAACGUGAACUUUCCUGACCAGGGCCAGACUGUCUCUUCCUCUGGAAACUCUACACAGGCCAACACGGCGGCUAAUACCUUACUAAUGAGUGGUGUAGCACCUGGUGCUGCUGCAGGCUAUAGUGUGAACACUUUGGGCCCAAUGAGCAACCUGAACCCUGUAAGCACAAUGGGAACUAUGGGCAGUAACGGUGCCAAUGCGGUCACAAUGAAUGUGCGCAUGGGCCAUCCUAUGAUGAUGUCGCAGACUGGCUCUGUAGUUAUGAUGGACAAUGGUCAAAUGGCCGCCUUUCUCUCUGGACAACCACAGCAACAACAACAACAGCAACAAGGUAAGUUGGGCAAAGCUUAG